Molecule: messenger RNA, 2580 nt
Organism: Gasterosteus aculeatus aculeatus (three-spined stickleback)
Lineage: Eukaryota; Metazoa; Chordata; Actinopteri; Perciformes; Gasterosteidae
Product: endonuclease domain-containing 1 protein-like
Molecular function (GO): nucleic acid binding; hydrolase activity; metal ion binding
Source: RefSeq, a predicted model, not a curated record
ACGCAGAUUCACUUGACCUCUCCUAGGUCACAUGUCCAUUCAAGGGCAUCCUAUUGGCCACCGCUUAACACACAAUACUGGAUAUAAUGUAUAGGAAAGUAAAUACAACAGAUUGUGACAAUGGAGGGCAUAUACUCAUAUAUGUUAACAAAUAUAUAUAGUUUUUUUGCCCCUCCGUCGCUCAUGUUGGUGCCACACCCAUUUGCCCUCUAUGGACCAGCCGCUAUUGCGGGGGGUUACUCUCAUCCGCAGGACUGCUGCUUUCUGUGGAGAGGAACCCUCAAACACCAACACUACAGACUCUGGAAGGACGCAAAGGAGACAUCGGUUCUAUUGAACUCUGGAGCUUUGUCUGCACAACCUGCUGCUCUGUCCGUGUAGAAUGUCGCACAAGAAGAUGCUGCAAUGCUCCAUGGGAGCUCUGCUUCUCCUCUUACCCUGGUUUGGUGGCCUGGUCCUGGGAGAGAUCAGCAAGGACUUCUCCCAGUGCCUUGAUUUCUUCUAUAAGGAAACUCCACCCACAGGUAUCCCAGCAGAGGGGUACCAGCCAAUAUGCCAGCGCUACCAAAACCAGUACCGCUUUGCGAGCCUGUAUCACCGUGAGCAUCGUUCCCCUCUGUACUCUGCGUACAUACUCAGUCAUCCAGAUGGCAAGCGGCCCAAUUCUACCUGGAUGUUUGAACCUCAGUUGGUGUUUUCCCGUGCCAGCUCAGAGAUGCAAAUCUUUUCUACCCCCGUGGACCAGAAUGUGAUGGAGAGCCAGGCGGUGAAUGAGGACUACAAGAACUCCAACUUCACCAAAGGACAUCUCAAUCCAAGCCUCCACCAGAAGACCAAACAAGACCGCAAGGCCACCUUUACACUGACUAACAUUGUCCCACAGCAAAAGGGCUCCAACUCCGGACCGUGGAAUGUUCUGGAGCAGGAGGUUUUAAGAAAAUUCAAGACCUUCUGCAACGGGACUAUGCAUGUGAUCACCGGAGUCAUGCCGUACGAGUCUGAACCGCACUGGAUCAACAACAGGGUGUCUGUCCCUGAGUACAUGUGGUCCGCCUACUGCUGCUCAUUCGUCAGAUCCGACCUUCCUGAGCAAGAGAAGCUCUUUUUCCCCACGUAUGCUGCAGUGGGAAGGAAUGAUCGUAACAGUGGAGAGGAGUUUGUGCCAGUUAACGUCAAGGCGAAACCCUCUGUGAGGGGCUACGAUGUGAGGCGCAUGUCCUUACAGGAGCUGGAGGACAUCCUGAGACAGAGGCUGAAUGUGCCCAUCGCUCUGUUUAAUGGACAGUGCCAGUAUGAAAUGUCUCUGUGGUGGGUGUGCGCUGCUGUAUUCACCAUGUGCAGCACAUCUUUUCUUCUUUAAUUACUUGAAUGACCGUUCUAAUCAGGAAAGGAAAUACACUUUUAAAGCAAUGCUCCAUGGGAGCUCUGCUUCUCCUCUUACCCUGGUUUGUUGGCCUGGUCCUGGGAGAGAUCAGCAAGGACUUCUCCCAGUGCCUUGGUUUUUUAAUAAUAAUACUCCACCCACAGGUAUCCGAGCAGAGGGGUACCAGCCAAUGCCACAUGCACUUACAGACAAAUAAUGUCCUAAGCUUGCACAUGGAAGAAGGCUCUUCGAGGAGGAAUUCAGCUUCAAGCGAAACCAGCGUGUUCUCUCGUGGUACAUCAACUCAAUAAAAAGAACCAAUCCUGCGCGUCUUCCCUCCUGUUGGCUCUCCACUAGGUGGCGGUAUCUACUCAUCCACAGCUCCUAAAGCUCCUAAAUUUAGGUAGGCAUUUCUUAGAGAAGGCAUGAUAUAAGAAGAGUAAAGUCCCUAAUGAUGUUAGUGGGUUAUAUUUUAAUCGCACAUCUUCCACAAACACAUUUUUUGAAAAAGUUUGAACCCUGAAGCUUUUGGGGACACUGGAAUUCUGGUGGCCACUUGGCAUGAUUAGUAAACCAGCUUUGCUUAAAAGGGUGAAUAUGAAAAUAUUGUCACAUUUUUAAUACACUAUGUAUAUUAAAUACUAUAUAUACUGGUCUUGGUCUGAAAAGGUUUAAGGACACUUUUGUUUUGUUACAUAAUUUCUUAGAGCCCUUUUGACUUCCACAAUUCAGUUCUCCAGUGGUCACAAAGUCUAGAGCUAAUUAAAGCCAGAAAAAAAGCUGACAUGAAUCCAAGAGUUGUUGCUUUUACCUUUCAGUUGAAAAAAAGAAAAUGUAAAACAAUGGAAAGUUUUGGUGCGGACAUUUGAUGGACGUUACGCUGAGCUUACGAGCGAGAUGUGGUCAAAUGUGUGACAGUAAACAUGCAGGUGAGAUGAAACCAAACUAGAUUGUGGUCAAAUGUGUGACAAUCAGUCUGUUUAAAUAGCACUGAGUACUAAAGCGUGAGGCGUUCCACUUAACAUACCUGUACACAGUUCAUCUUUCAUAGCCAGGCUUGAAAUGUGUUAUACAGUGUAUAGUCAGACUCCUUCAACAUUUAUUUAGUAAGUAAAUGUUAAAUGUUGUCUUGCCAAAUGAAGGUUGGAAGUUAAUGUGAUCUUGAAAUGUUUACUAACAAUCAAUCGAUUCCAAUAAACAAUAAAUAAACACUGAAA